This is a messenger RNA of Nomascus leucogenys (northern white-cheeked gibbon), 665 nucleotides long. Its product is annotated as putative protein SSX8. The record is from RefSeq and is a predicted model, not a curated record. The transcript is spliced from 6 exons. NCBI's taxonomy places the organism in Eukaryota, Metazoa, Chordata, Mammalia, Primates, Hylobatidae. Gene Ontology annotation, cellular component: nucleus. Gene Ontology annotation, biological process: regulation of DNA-templated transcription. Bases 285 to 665 code for a protein of 126 amino acids.
AAAGUCAGAGUUUCUGCCUCCAUUUUGAGAAGGUUCUGUCUCUGGAGCCUGGACUGAUAGACCCCACAUCAGCUUGGCUUGUCUCGCCUAGUGUUCUGACUUCUGAUUGGCCAGAUGGAGUUCACUAACUGCCCUGAUUGGUCCAUCAUCCUGGGGCAGUGACAUUGCAGAAUAUUUUCUCCUCCUCCAGCCACACUUCGUCACCAACUGCUGCCAACUCGCCACCACUGCUGCCGACCUCGACACCACUGCUUUGUCUCUGAAGUCAGACUGCUCCUGGUGCCAUGAACGGAGACGACGCCUUUGCAAAGAGACCCAGGGAUGAUGCUAAAACAUCAGAAAAGAGAAGCAAGGCCUUGGAUGAUAUUGCCACAUACUUCUCUAAGAAAGAGUGGGAAAACAUGAAAUACUCGGAGAAAAUCAGCUAUGUGUAUAUGAAGAGAAACUAUGAGGCCAUGACUAAACUAGGUUUCAACGUCACCCUCCCACCUUUCAUGUGUAAUAAACAGGCCACAGACUUCCAGGGGAAUGAUUCUGAUAAUGACCGUAACCGCAGGAAUGAGGUUGAACGUCUUCAGAUGACUUUUGGCAGGCUCCAGAGAAUCAUCCCGAAGGAAGGACCAGCUGGCCUCUGCUCUGUUACCGGGGCCACUCCCAUGGCUUAG